Molecule: messenger RNA, 1923 nt
Organism: Sporisorium graminicola
Lineage: Eukaryota; Fungi; Basidiomycota; Ustilaginomycetes; Ustilaginales; Ustilaginaceae
Exons: 1
Coding region: 1-1923 (640 amino acids)
Molecular function (GO): asparagine synthase (glutamine-hydrolyzing) activity
Source: RefSeq, a predicted model, not a curated record
AUGUGCGGUAUUGGCGUCUUGAUAGCGCCCGCACUCACACAGCAAGACAAACGCGAUGAGGCGAAACCUGAACAUGUGUCUUCAUCAUUGCACAGUUGCUGGCCAUCUGUGCUCGAGAACAUUCGUCACAGAGGCCCAGACUGCCUAAACACGUUUCACCACGACUUUUUUGCUGCCACCGAGCCAUGGACUGUUUCACUGACAUCAAGCGUCCUCAGUCUGCGUGGCGAUGGCAUCACUGCUCAACCGCUAUGCAGCAAAGAUGGUCGGCUACUGCUGGCCUGGAACGGCCAAAUCUUUGCCUGGGAUGAUCAGCAGACGAGUUCGGAUCGCGCUUCAUCUUCGCGGCAUCGACUCGACUCGGGAGAGAAUGAUGCAAUCAUCUUGCUCGACAGGAUACAGCAGUUGCUCGAUCAGCACAUUCAAGACAGGACCGACGAUGCAUGCCAGCAAGCUCUCUGUUCCGCAUUGGCCGAAGUGGAAGGACCCUAUGCUUUCGUUCUGCUCGACCGUGCGCAGUCGAAGCUGUACUUUGGUCGUGACCCUUUAGGGAGACGAUCGCUGCUUUUGCAUCAGUCGGGUGAUCAUUCGGCUCUUGCUAUUGUCUCUGUUGCGAGCGAGGACAUGCUUUGCUGCGGCGUCUCUCCCUCUCCAAUCGAAAUCGAUUGUUCGUCCUUGUGGUCCAUCGACUUGCUCAACGUUCCCGCCUCGCCACAGCCGCUUCCUCGUCUCAAAUCACGUUUCACCGCUCCUCUAUUGCUCCAAGAGCUCCGUGAGGACAGUACACAACCAACCAGGCCAGAUCGUUCGUACGAACAAAUCCGUCAAGGCCUUCUCGCAGUGCUCUCCGAAACCGUACGCCGGCGCGUCACCAACAUCAAUACAACACAACCAGCUGACGAGGCACACGUAGCCAUUCUGUUCUCGGGUGGUCUUGACUGCACCACUCUUGCACUACUCGCGGAUCGAUAUGUACCACCAGAACAGCCGAUUGAUCUGCUCAAUGUCGGCUUCGAAAACGUGCGAGCGAUUGCGGCGGCUAAGCUGGAAAGGGAAAAGAGGUUGAGCGCAAAGGUCAGGUCUGCCAGCAAAGGCAAGGGCAAGGGCAAGGACAGGCAGACGGGUGAGGCCCCAUCGGACACAAUGGUCACCGAUCCGCAGCAUGCCUCAGAGCCCAUGAAGUCUACCGGUGUCGAGGCAGACACCGACUCCACCACCGACGAUAUCUACGCCGUACCCGAUCGUCUCACCGGUCUCGCCUCCUACGCCGAGCUCCGGCGCCUCUCCCCCUCCCGCCGAUGGAAUUUUGUCCACAUCAACGUCCCCUAUUCCGAGUACACGUCGCACCGCCCAUACAUAUCCACCCUCAUGACGCCCACAUCGAGCGUGAUGGAUCUCAGCAUUUCCUCGGCGCUCUACUUCGCCUCUCGAGCUCGCGGCCACCUCCUCGACCCCACGUCUCUCGCCCCAGUCGCGUACAACUCACCAGCAAAGGUGCUGAUCUCCGGCCUCGGAGCGGACGAGUUGCUCGGCGGCUACUCGCGACAUCGCCAAGCAUUCUCGCGCUGUGCCUUACCCGGUUUGGUAGACGAACUGCAGCUGGACCUGGACCGCCUGCCCACGCGCAAUCUGGGCCGAGACGACCGCGUCCUGUCGUCGCACGGCAAAGAGGCGCGCUAUCCGUAUCUCGACCGCGCCGUGCUCGACUUCCUCACCGCCAUUCCCGUCGACGCCAAGGUCGACCUAAGCAGAAUAGCCACCGAAGGCGCAGGGGGAGACAAGCGGCUGCUUCGAGACGUGGCGCUCUCGUUGGGCUUAGAGGGCGCCAGCGAGCUCAAAAAGCGCGCUAUGCAGUUCGGCACUCGAGCCGCAAAGAUUGAUCACGAGAGCCGGAACGUCAAAGGUCACCACCAGCUCACUUAG